AUGCUACUUGAAACGAAGAAAAAGCGGAAAUGUUGCUCGUUCGCUCCACUGGAGGAAAUUUGGACGAACGCGAUGGGAAGAUAUUGUCGAUUUGUGGCUAUCCAUCCCUGGCCUUUCAUCAUUCUGCCCACCAUCAUAACGACAUUUCUGGCUACAGGUUUUCUACAAAACUUUGAAAUCGUUCGCGGAGUGCAUUGGUUGUAUUCACCGUUGAAUGCUCCAUGGAAAAAUGAGGAAGCGAUUUUGCAAAAGAAUUGGGCUGGUGAUGAUGUGCAUUUCUAUCCAGGUAAAGAUGUUCUUCGACGAAAAGGGAUUUAUUUAUUGGUGGAAUCGCUUGAUGAAGGCUCGGUUUUAAGGCCACGAGAAGCGGCUGAUAUGUUAAUUUUAAUGGAUUUUGUCACGAAUUCGACUUUCUCUAGUAAAAAUGGCUCAUUCUUCUCCUAUCGUGACAUAUGUUUACGUUUUCAAGGCGAUUGUUUUCUCAAUUCACAUGCAAAAAUGAUUGCCUCUAUGUUUGCGAAAGGGGAUCAAAAAAUAUUCAACGUCACCUUUCCGCUGUUUAUGUCAAAAUAUUCAAGUGAACCAGUGAAUUUGGCGAAUACAUUGGGCGGUGUAACCCUUGACGAGAACGAUCAUAUCAAAGGCGCUAAAGCGUGGAUGCUUCUUUUCAACUUAAACAACACGACAAAGAAAAUCCCGAUUUCUUUGUUGCGAGUGUCACAUUUUCAUUCAAACACUUUAGACAAAGAGUUGGCUGAAUCGAAUACGAGAUUGAUACCAAAAUUCUCAGUGACAUUCUCUUUAUUGAUCAUUUUCUCCGUUUUAUGUACGUUUAAUACAAAAUGGGUGCAUCGUGAAGGAGUCACAUUUCCAGUGGUCGACUGGGUUCUUUCAAAGCCAGUGAUGGGUAUUGUUGGUGUUGUGGUGACAGCAAUGGCUGUUCUCUCGGCGAUGGGCGCUUGUCUAAUGUUGGGAAUCACUUUUGUCGAUAUGUGCACUGUGAUGCCGUUCUUGAGCUUGACUGUUGGAAUCGAUGACACAUUCUUGAUGUUGGCCGCUUGGCACGAGACGAGCCGGAGUCUCAGUGUUGAGGACAGAAUUGAGCAGAGUAUGCGACACGCGGCCGUCUCAAUCUCGAUCACUUCACUCACCGACGCGCUCGCUUUUCUCAUCGGUGCCAUUGCACCGCUGCCAGCUGUGAUGUACUUCUGCUAUUAUUCAGCCGCCGCAAUUUCUUUCAUUUUCCUUUACUCGGUAACGAUUUUCGUGGCGAUUCUCAGUUUACAAGGACGUUUGGAAUCGAAAUUUCUGCACAAUAUUACGAUGCAGAAAACGAGAAAUCUAGCAUUGAUAGAAAAAACCAACUGUUGCGAGCGCUUUUUCAACAUGGGAAGUCGUGUGGAAAGACAAACGAAUCGAUCUUUCAGUCUUGAGCGAUUAGACACCCGUUUAUGGUAUCAGCGCUUCUUUGAGGACAAAUUCGCUCGACUCUUCCAGUUACGGUGGCUUCAAUUCGUGACGAUUCUUGCAAUGAUUGCUUACGGAAUUGGUGCCUAUUUCGGAGUGAAACAGUUGACUGUGGGAUUUGAUCUGACGAACAUCGUCUCCCCAUCAUCUCCUGCUCGUCGCUUCCUCGAGAUUCGAUCCGAACUUUUCCCUGAUGAUGUCACUCAUUUGGAUGUGGCUGUAAUGAGUCCACCAAAUCUUGGAAAUAAGGAAAAUCGUGAAGCUUUUGAACGAGUGAUUGAAGAGUUCGAGGAUCCCCUUUGCACUUUGGGAAGAUCGGGCUCAGAUUUCUGGCUUUUUGCCCUAAUCGACUACAAUAAUCGCCUCGGUUUCCCGAUUGAUUGGAUAAAUUUGAAUAUGACUGCGGAGGAGUUCACCCCAACUUUGGAGAGUUUCCUGAUGUCUAGCGAUCGAUAUAGUUACGAUAUUUUGAGAGAUCAGAAUAAAACGAUCACAGCUUUCCGAUUCUCAGUGACUUUGCGAAAAGUGCCUUUCGAUCAGCACAUCGUUGAUUGUGCACAGAAAAUGAGAAAAAUUUGCUCAAAAUACCCGUCAUACGGUCUUGUCUCCUACUCUCCUUUGUGGAAUCUCGCCGAUCAAUUCGAGAUUAUGUGGCCACAAACGAUGCAAGAUCUUUAUAUAUCUAUUGCUGUCAUGGUGCCCGUGGCGCUUCUAUUCGUUCGUCAGCCAUUGUGCGCGUUGAUGAUCUCGCUGAACAUUGCCAGCAUCGCUUUUGGAGUGCUCGGCUUUAUGAGUUGGUGGAAUAUCAAUUUGGAUUGUACUUCGAUGAUAACUAUCGCCAUGUCAGUGGGAUUCUCGGUUGAUUUCGCUGCACAUGUCACUUUUGCUUAUAUGACGGAAAAGAGGGAGAUUCCCGGAGAGGAAAACUCUGCCUUUUGCCAUCUUGCUGGUGCACUUGGUGCUGUUGGUUGGCCGGUCAGUCAGGCUUCAAUCUCCGUUUUAUUGGGUGUCUCGAUUCUUGCCACCGUUGACAGUUACGUCGUGCAGACAUGCUUUAAAACCGUCUUUCUCGUGAUCGUCUUUGGCUCAAUUCACGCACUUCUUUUCCUACCAAUGGUCCUCUAUUUGUUGCAUUCGUUUUACAAUUAUUUCAAGAAAUUGAAGCAAAAACGAGCUGUGCAUAUUGCUGGACAAGAUUCCACCUCGAAUUCGACCGUUUCAACGCAA
Mesorhabditis belari is the source of this 2694-nucleotide messenger RNA. Lineage: Eukaryota; Metazoa; Nematoda; Chromadorea; Rhabditida; Rhabditidae. The record is from the annotation of a GenBank genome assembly.